UUGUGGUCCGUGCUCGCCUGUGCGCCGCUGCCCGGUGUCACCUCGUUCUCCGUCCGGCACGCCGCUGCUUGCCGCUCGGUGCUCAGCUCGGGGAUGCUGCCCGCCACCGCAGAGAUGGAGUUGGAGCACAAACACGGCAAAGUGUCGGACGGAGUUUGAGACAAAGGGAGGGGGGCUUUAGCAUCAGUUUGUCCGACUCGCCUCGCCGCUGGAUGGGUGUUGGUCGAGAUUUAAGGUCGUGAAUUUAACAGCCCGGGCAAAGAUGAAGCUGCUGAAGCCGAGCUGGGUGAGCCACAACGGCAAACCCAUAUUUUCAGUCGACAUCCAUCCUGAUGGGACUAAAUUUGCAACCGGUGGCCAAGGGGAGGAUUCGGGGAAGGUGAUGAUCUGGAACAUGGCACCGGUCCUCAGAGAGGAGGACGAGAAGAACGAGACUGUUCCCAAAAUGCUCUGUCAGAUGGACAACCAUCUCGCCUGUGUGAACUGCGUGCGCUGGUCCAACAGCGGCUCGUAUCUGGCCUCGGGCGGCGACGACAAGCUGGUCAUGGUGUGGAAACGAGCUGCAUUCAUCGGUCCGAGCACGGUGUUCGGCUCGAGCAGCAAGCUGGCCAACGUGGAGCAGUGGAGGUGUGUCACCAUCCUGAGGAACCACACUGGAGAUGUGAUGGACGUGGCGUGGUCUCCUCACGACGUCUGGCUCGCCUCCUGCAGCGUCGACAACACCAUCGUCAUCUGGAACGCUCGCAAAUUCCCAGAGAUGGUGACCUGCCUGCGGGGACACACCGGGCUGGUCAAAGGCCUGACCUGGGACCCGGUGGGGAAGUACAUCGCCUCGCAGGCCGACGACCACAGCCUCAAAGUGUGGAGGACGGUGGACUGGCAGAUGGAGGCCAACAUCACCAAACCCUUCAGCGAGUGCGGUGGUACGACCCACGUCCUGCGUCUGUCCUGGUCUCCAGACGGUCAGUACCUGGUGUCGGCCCACGCCAUGAACAACUCCGGACCCACGGCUCAGAUCGUGGAGAGGGACGGCUGGAAGACCAACAUGGACUUCGUGGGCCACCGUAAAGCCGUCACCGUGGUGAAAUUCAACCCAAAGAUCUUCAAGAAGAAGCAGAAGAACGGCAGCUCUCCUAAACCCAGCUGUCCGUACUGCUGCUGCGCCGUCGGCAGCAAAGACCGAUCGCUGUCCGUCUGGCUCACCUCUCUGAAGCGCCCUCUGGUGGUCAUCCACGAUCUCUUCGAUAAAUCCAUCAUGGACAUUUCCUGGACUCUGACCGGUCUGGGGAUGCUGGUGUGUUCGAUGGACGGCACCGUGGCCUACCUGGACUUCUCCCUGGACGAGCUGGGAGACCCGCUGAGCGAAGAGGAGAAGAACACCAUCCACCAGAACAUCUACGGUAAGAGCCUGGCCAUCACCAGCACCGAGGCCCAGCUCUCCACCACCAUCAUCGAGAACCCAGAGAUGCUCAAGUACCAGCAGGAGCGGCAGAACUCGGCCCAGGCCAACGCCGGACCGGGCAGCGCCGGGCCCGAGAACUCAGCUCCCAAACUGAACAGCGUGAUGAACGGAGAGUCUCUGGAGGACAUCAGGAAGAACCUUUUGAAGAAGCAGGUGGAGACGAGGACGGCAGACGGCCGACGACGGAUCACGCCGCUCUGCAUCGCUCAGCUGGACACCGGGGAUUUCUCCCCGGCUCUGUUCAACAGCGUUCCCAUCCUGCCGUCGGGUUCGUCCAUGUCCAGCCAGCUCACCAACCAGCUCAGCUCCGACUCCAGCCCGGGACAGGGGCUGAGGCCGAGCCACGACGCCAUGCUCACCUCUCCUCCUGCCAACAGCGCCGCCAAGGGGCUGGAGGACAACAACGACGGAGUGAAGUCCAGCCUGCUGCUCACUUCCGCCUCCAAGAUCGAGCCGAUGAAAGCUCUGGACUCCAGGUUCACCGAGAGGUCCAAGGCCACGCCGGGGGUCACGGCCGCCAUCUCCUCCACGGCCGGGCUCACGCCUCUGGACAGCAGGCCGAAGGACGCCCCGUCAGUCCUGAAAGACCCCAAAACCAAAGAGGAGACCAGCAGCGACAGCGAGGACAAGAUGGCCGCCAUCAACAAGAACCUGGCGUUCGGGAAGAGGAAACCCGAGCUGCUGCUGGACGGAGCAGAGGUGGUGGAGAAGAGGAAGAAGGGACGGCCCAGGAAGGACAAGAUGGCCGCCAGCAUGCCCCAGCCCUUCCCCCAGAUCACUCCUCCAGCAGAGCGUGAACCCAGCAGGGUCUCUGCUCCUCCUGCUCCGGUCGCCGUUCUCAAACUACCAACGCCGAGCACAAAGAAGGCCUUCGGUCUGCAGGUGAGCACGGAGCCGUCGGUGUUCCUGGAGGUGGAGAACGAGGUGUCGGUGGUCGCCGGGUCAAAGCUCAGCCAGCUGAGAUGCUCCAGAGACGGUCGGGACUGGAACACUCUGCUGCCCAGCUCAGUGGUCACAGCUGCAGGCAGCAGUGACGUCCUCGCCGUCGCCUGUGAGGACCGGAUGCUGUCGGUGUUUUCCUCGUGUGGUCGGCGCCUCCUCCCCUCCAUCCAGCUCUCCACGCCGGUGUCGGCGCUGCACUGCUCGGCCCACUUCGUCAUGGUUCUGACCGCCGGGGCCACGCUGUCUGUCUGGGAUGUUCACAAACAGAAGGCUCUGGUGAAGAACGAGUCCCUGCUGAGCAUCUUAUCUGGUGCCGACACCUCGGUGUCUCAGUCUCUGCUGACCCAGCAGGGCGUCCCGGUCGUCGGACUGUCCAACGGGAAGUCGUACUGCUUCAGCUCCUCCCUGGAGACCUGGACUCUGAUAGCAGACAAAGGAGACUCUCUGGUCCAGUGUGCCGACUUCAGGAGCUGCCUGCCUACCCACGAUGCACCUGUGUCUUCAGGGCCGCUGGCCGUCAUGCAGGGACGCAACCUCAACGCCGGGCGGCUGGCGUCCCGACUGUCCUCCACGCCUCAUCACCUGCAGCAGAGCAUGACGCUGGCCUUCCUGGAGAACCAGCUGGCGUCGGCUCUGACGCUGCAGUCGGCGCAGGAGUACCGGUACUGGCUGCUCAUCUACGCCCGCUUCCUCGUCAACGAAGGUUCAGAGUACCGUCUCAGAGAACUCUGUAAGGAGCUGCUGGGUCCCGUCCACAAAUCAGCAGCGACGUCCUGGGAGCCGACAACCCUGGGUCUUCGUAAACGGGAGCUGCUGCGGGAGGUUUUACCCGUCAUCGGUGAAAACCUGCGAUUCCAGAGACUCUUCACGGAAUACCAGGACCAGCUGGAGCUGCUGCGCAACAAAUAACACAAACGGACCCGCACACAAACACACAAACGGACCGACACCGGCUCGAAUCGCUGCACGGACUUUACAAACACCACCCGAGUGUUUCAGAACUUUAGCAGCUUUUCCGGCCAUCGUUUUUUUCAGUUUGAACUUUUGUCUUUUUAUUUUUCUUUCCUUCCAUAUAAAUGUGCUUUCUCUGGCCUAUGCACCUCCUCCUGCCCUCCGAAUUAUGAAAUUAAACACUGAAGAGAGACGCUGAUCUGGAGGUUUGGUUCUGUGGCUUCAGAAUCUGAGAUGAAGAUAAGAAUCGGACACAAAACAGAGCAAUAUGUUGGUACCAAAGCGAUCCAGAGGAGGGUUUAUGAAGCCAGAGGAGGUUCUUCUGAAGCCAAAAUGUUUAGCCCAGUCAAACACUCGACUGCAGUAGGGAAUUCUGGGAAAUGGAGUCACAAGGGAUGAAACAAAGCUUCUAAAGCAGCACUUCUUACAGAAAAAGCACAAAUUUUGGGCUUUCAGAACUUCUGUUUUGUGGUUCUCUGUCUGCAAAAUGUGCAAAAGUACCAGAUUUCUGCCUGGAUCCAAUCUCUACAAGUGGUGCGUUUAGCCAGCGAUAGCUUCAAAAAGUCAUUUCUGUGCAGCGAAGAGAGUCAAAUCCAGUUUCUACUCCUGAAAAUUCAGCUUUACGACUCUGAAGAAGCAGCCAAAAGCCAGAAAAACAACUUCACAUGAUGCCAGAGUAGAUUACAAAAGUAGAAAACCAUUUUCAGACGCUGGUUAUAAACCGUCAGCGUCUCUAAAAUCAACCAGAUCAAACGUUUUGCAGACGAUGUCGGAUUGUACGUUUUUAAUAUCGAUCAUGAAAGUCCGAUAUUUCUCCAUGUUUUGUGGUUCUCUGCUUCCAAACUGUUCGUUGUAGAUUUAAUCUCUAAAUGUGGUGUUCAGACAGAUCCAAAAAGUCCCUUUUGUGCAUCUAAGGAGACAGCCAAAAACCACAAAACCACCUUAACGUGAUGCUAGCGUAAAUAAGACGAGUCAAAAACCGAUUCCAGACUCUGGUUAUAAACCGUCAGCGUCUCUAAAAUCAAUCAGAUCAAACGUUUUGCAGAUGAUAUUGGAAUAUGUAUUUUUAAUAUUGAUCACGAAAGUCCGAUAUUUCUCACAUUUGUUGUUUUUUCAUGCAUGUUUUGUGGUUCUCUGCUUCCAAAAUGUGCAAAACUACUUGAUUUCUGGCCGUUGGUUCUGGAUUUAAUCUUUAAAUUUUGUGCGUUUAGCCAGCAAUGACUUCAAAAACCAAUUAUGUGCAGUGAAAAGAGUUCUAGCAUCAAUUAUUUGACUGUUCCUCUCUGAGUAAGCAGCUGAAAACUACAAAAACAUGAAACCAGAGUAAAAAAAGUAGAUAAAUGACAGCUAGCUUAACGGUGAUGGUUUUAAAAUGACACCAGACGCCGACGAGAAACCUUCAGCGCCUCUAAAAUCAAGAUCAGACGAUUUGCAGACGAUGUUGGAUUUUACGUUUUUAAUAUCGGUCGUGAAAAAUCAGUUUUUCAGCAACAUUUGUGGUUCUCUGUCUGCAAAAUGUGCAAAACUACCCGGUUUCUGGCUGUUUGUUCUGGAUUUAAUCUCUAAAUAUGUUUUUUUUUAGCCAUCAAUAACUUCAGAAAGUCAUUUUUGUGCACUGAGGAAGCAGCCAAAAACCACAAAAACACCUGAACGUGAUGCCGGCGUCAAUAAGACGAGUAGAAAACUGAUUCCAGACGCUGAUUAUAGACGGUCAGCGCCUCUGAAAUCAACCACAUCAAACGUUUUGCAGAUGAUGUUGGAUUGUACGUUUUUAAUAUCGAUCAUGGAACGUCAGAUUAAAUCAUAUUUGAUGAGUUUUCCAGCGAUGUCGCUACACGAUGCAACUAUAGGUCAAAAAAUCUCACGUUUUUUUAACUCCUCUGGAUAAAUGUGUCCGAUAAUCGUGUUGGAUCCGAUCAGAGAAGCGUUCUCCAUUUGUUCUUUUGUAAAUAAGCUGAAAAUAAUCGUGAAAACACACAUCCAGGACUUUUUAAGGCUCCUAUUCUCUUCGCGUUUCUCUGCCUAAACCGCUUGGAGGAAACAGGACUAAAGGGAGGAGAGUUCGUGUCCGUCAGCAGGUUUCACUCGAUUCACGAGUUUUAUUCUUUCCUUCUUCGGUUCCUUUCUCCUGAUUUUUUUUGUUUUUCUGUUGCCGUUAGUCGGUUUUUUUAAUGUUUCUACAAGGUUUAUUUUGUUGUUGUUGUUUUUGAUUUUCUAUAAGAAAAAGAAAAUAAUGAGCAGCUGAAAUUUUGCUUUGGAAAAAAAGUGAAAAUUAAACUAAUGAGGAACAGUU
This is a messenger RNA of Acanthochromis polyacanthus (spiny chromis), 5648 nucleotides long. RefSeq names its product protein HIRA. Gene Ontology annotation, cellular component: HIR complex; nucleus. Gene Ontology annotation, biological process: chromatin remodeling; regulation of DNA-templated transcription; DNA-templated transcription. The transcript has 25 exons. Gene Ontology annotation, molecular function: protein binding; nucleosome binding. Bases 263 to 3313 code for a protein of 1016 amino acids. The record is from RefSeq and is a predicted model, not a curated record. Lineage: Eukaryota; Metazoa; Chordata; Actinopteri; Pomacentridae.